CGAGUCUUCGCGUGGAUUGGACUGAUUCUCACAACCUCGGUAUCUCAAUCCAGAAGCAGGGAGAUAUUCGGGCUAGACUCUUGGAUAUGCCUCUUCCGCUUCGGGUGCCCUUAAAUCCAAUGUUCGAGGUUUGGAGCUGGCUCCCCAACUGCGACUCCAGUGCCUGCUCCUGAGCGCGUCUUUGGAACGCUUGGGGAUGUGUUUAGCUUCGUCUCGCGUCUGGUCGCCGUUAUGUCCGGGAUAAUUUCCGGGUUCCUCUCCCCUCUGCUCCGGUUCGCCGCGCUCGGUUCUGGUCGACGUAUGCGGCUCACGUACCGGUCAAAUCACCUCUUCUUCGGACUAUUUCUAUGUGUACACAACCUUCGACGAUCCGACCGGCGGAUGCUACGGCAGAUUGUCAUUCUGUCUGGUAUCUUUCGCACCAGGGAAAUGAGCGCGGUGAUUCUGGGGUUUAACCCUCACAGUUUCUGACAGGCGGCACGGCCCGAUUAUCUCAUCGGGACACGAGAUUAUGAUUUCAUAUCGUUUAAAACGCGUCACUCCUGGCUCUCGUGUCCUCUCAUCCCCCCCAUAUUCCCAGCAAUCUGGUAUGGCUCCCUACGAUAUCAUCUUUGCCGGUGGUGGGACGACUGGAUGCGUCGUCGCUGGUCGCCUCGCAGCGGCCGAUCCUAGCCUGAAGAUCCUGAUCUUGGAGGCGGGAAAGCAUACGAGAGAUCUCAAGACGCACACACAGCCUGGCCGAUACUUCGCCAACAUGGCCUCCGGCGGGGACACCUUCACAUUCCACACUACCAAGCCGAGCAAGGCGCUGCGCAACCGCCCAUGCAUCAUUCCGGCUGGGAAGGGGAUGGGUGGCGGGAGUGCUGUGAAUUUUAUGAUGUACACUCGCGCGUCGCCUUCGGAUUACGAAGACUGGAAGGCUUUGGACAAUCCUGGUUGGGGCGCAGAAGACUUGAUCCCGUUAUCCAACAAGGCUGAGACGUUCGAGGCACCCAAUGCGAAAAACCACGGCACUUCCGGGCCUAUCAAGAUAUCGACUUCGCAGCACACGAACGUUGCAACUCAAUUUCUGUCUGUGGCGACUUCGCGUGACAAAGAACGGGGCCCGACCGAGGACUGUAACGAUUUCACGGCGGAGUCGAUCAACAAGUACAGUGUGAGUAGCGUGCCUUCUGUGUUCUAUUCUUCCCCGCCGACGCCGGUGCAGCGCUGGAAUCGGUACAUGUCGUCGGAAACCGGCCACCGAUCCGACACUGCCCACCACUACAUCUACAACCAAUCGGACAACAAGAACCUCGAGACUCGCGUGCAUUGUCGUGUCAAACGUGUUAUUUUCGAGUGGGUUUCCACUGGGCGUGUGACCUUGCGAUCUGAUCCAGCCAGCAGAGAUGACCGAGCCGUUGGCGUGGAGUACAUCAGUCAUGACCCAGAGGAUCCCAAUGCCAACACCGCUGUCCCCGUUUAUGGGGCAUUGAUCGUGCUAAGCGGUGGGGCGUUCGGCUCACCGGCUAUUUUAGAGCGGUCGGGUAUCGGCGCCCCCCAGCUUCUCCAGUCACUCGACAUCAAAGAGCUCGUCCCGCUUCCUGGUGUCGGGGAGAAUUACAAUGACCACAAUCUGCUGCUCAAUCCAUAUCACACGCACGACGAUGAGAUCACGAUGGACAAGAUUUUCCAUGGGUCGGAGGAGGACAUCAAGCCAUUUGAGGAACGCUUUCUCAAGGACGGAAAGGGAAUGAUGGCCCACAAUGGCAUCGAAGCGGGCAUCAAGAUUCGGCCAAACGCGGAGGACCUGAAGGCGAUUGGCCCGUCGUUCGCCAAACGCUGGGCGGAUUUCUUUGCCAACAGGCUCGAUAAGCCUGUCAUGUGGAUCGGCGCGCUUGCUGGGUACUGCGGAGGUAAUCCCAGCGCCAAGGGCAAAUUUUACGUAGUGGGCUACUACACGGAAUACCCGUCCUCCACUGGUAGAACGCACAUCACCUCGUCCGACCCGUACGCUGCUUUGGGAGUGGAACCUGGUUUCCUCGAUCGCGAUGAAGACGUGGCGGUGCUCCGGUGGUCGUACAAGUGGUCGCGAGAGAUCUCUCGUCGCAUGGCCCAGUACCGAGGCGAAUUUGCUCCCGAUCAUCCCCAUUUCGCACCCGACAGCCCUGCAGCCUGUGUCAGGGCCACGGGGCCAGUGCCGAUGGACGCACCCGACAUCGUCUACUCAGCCGAAGACGAUGUUGCCAUCGACAACUUCCAUCGCGCGUUCGUGAACACGACCUGGCACUCGCUGGGCACAUGUGCCAUGAAACCCCGGGAGCAGAACGGUGUGGUUGACGCGCGGUUGAACGUUUAUGGCGUCAAGAAUCUCAAAGUCGCGGAUCUGAGCAUCGCCCCGACCAAUGUGGGGUCUAACACAUACAACAGCGCGUUGGUUGUUGGAGAGAAGGCAGCAGUCAUUCUUGCUGAGGAUUUGGGCAUUAAAGGCGUCUAAGUAGCCUUUGUAAUUGCUUGUAAACUAUGUAUCAAGUGUAUUUCGACUAGAUCCG
Messenger RNA from Mycena citricolor, 2531 nucleotides. The record is from the annotation of a GenBank genome assembly. NCBI's taxonomy places the organism in Eukaryota, Fungi, Basidiomycota, Agaricomycetes, Agaricales, Mycenaceae.